UGCCGCAAAGGAGCAGCCCCUGGCAGAGGCGGUGAUGCUGGGGUGCUCUCGUUGGGGCUCUGCACCCCCCACACCAGUCGGGGAGAGAAGGAGGAGAGCUGCGUUGACCGAAGGGUUGCUGCUGGCGGUGAUUUUUCCAAGCUGGGCCUUGGCUCAGCAGCUCACCGAUUGUCCCAGAGCCUGUCAUUGUUCCGAGAACGGGACAGUGACGUGCGUCAACCAGAACCUGACUGAAGUGCCGCGGGGCUUGCCCCGUACCGUGCGGGACCUCCUCCUCUCAGGCAACUGCAUCGCUGGCCUCCAGCCUGGCACGUUCUCCCCUGAACCCCCUCUGCAGCUCAGUUACCUCAGCCUAAGCAGCAAUUGCCUGGAGUGGGUGGGGGACGAUGCUUUGGCGGGCUUGCCCAGCUUGAGGCAGGUAGACCUCAGCCACAACCGCCUUUCGUCAUUCAGCGCUGUGGCCUUUGGCAACAGCAGCAGUCCCAUAGAGGAGCUGAACUUGAGCGACUCCUUCUCCAGUACAAGCAACGUGACCCUCAUUGCUGAGCUGCUCCAUCAAAGGGUUUUUCCCAACUUGACACUCCUGGACCUGUCCAACAACCGCCUGCUUUCCCUGCCUGCGGACAUGUUCUCCUCGCUGCCCAGCCUGCGGCACCUGAACCUGCGCAACAGCUCCCUGUCAGGUUUGUAUCACGUGGACUUCUCGAACCUCCCUCAGCUACAGAGCCUCAACCUCAGUGACAAUGCCCUCAGGUGCCUGAGGAACAGCACCGUUGUUCAGCUCCGCAGGCUUCCCCACUUCAGCAGUCUUGACCUCCGCCGCAACGCUUGGGUCUGUGACUGCCGGAUCGAGGCCUUGGCGAACUGGCUCAAGGAAAGUGACCUCGUGCCGGCCAAAGAGACCCUCGGAUGCUCUUCUCCAGAUGAGAUGCGGGGCAGGCCCUUGGUGAGCCUCGACUUCACAGACGUGGACUGCCCUGUGCCGUCGGAGGACCAGACUCAGCUGCAGACGUCUUACGUCUUCCUUGGGAUAGUCUUGGCUCUCAUUGGAGCGAUUUUCCUGCUUGUUUUGUACUUGAACCGCAAAGGCAUCAAAAAGUGGAUGUACAAUAUCAGGGAUGCCUGUAGAGACCACAUGGAAGGAUAUCACUACAGCUGAACAGUCACAAGCUGCAACAAUAACCCUGUGCAUGUGAUGAAGGAAGAUAAGGUUUGGUAAGAGAAUGUUUUCGGCCCCAGGCUUGCAAGUAAACU
Messenger RNA from Euleptes europaea (tarantolino), 1254 nucleotides. It is a transcript of the gene TPBG, whose product is annotated as trophoblast glycoprotein. The transcript has 2 exons. Gene Ontology annotation, molecular function: protein binding. Bases 35 to 1159 code for a protein of 374 amino acids. The record is from RefSeq and is a predicted model, not a curated record. NCBI's taxonomy places the organism in Eukaryota, Metazoa, Chordata, Lepidosauria, Squamata, Sphaerodactylidae. Gene Ontology annotation, biological process: negative regulation of canonical Wnt signaling pathway. Gene Ontology annotation, cellular component: plasma membrane.